Batrachochytrium dendrobatidis JAM81 is the source of this 1153-nucleotide messenger RNA. Its product is annotated as mitochondrial 54S ribosomal protein YmL7/YmL5. NCBI's taxonomy places the organism in Eukaryota, Fungi, Chytridiomycota, Chytridiomycetes, Rhizophydiales. The transcript has a single exon. Bases 42 to 1142 code for a protein of 366 amino acids. Gene Ontology annotation, molecular function: RNA binding; structural constituent of ribosome. Gene Ontology annotation, cellular component: cytosolic large ribosomal subunit; ribosome. The record is from RefSeq and is a predicted model, not a curated record. Gene Ontology annotation, biological process: translation.
CAAAACGAGAAAUCAUUGCAGUAACUGGACUGCUGCACAUCAUGGCUAGUUUGUUGCUGAUGCUACGCAAGAGAGCGCCUUGUGUUUUGCCAAGACAUUCUGGAUAUGUUCGAUUUGUUUCUACCGAUCAAAUUCCGCUUGUUCAUGAUGUGUUUCGACCCAGACUGGAGGAGCAUUACUACAACUCGUUGAUGGAGGAUCUGAUGGUUUUGUCUUAUGAUCAUUUUUCCCCAUCAGCAGGACUGGAUGCUCUUGAGAGUUUUCCUGAAUGGAAUAGGUCUUUAGGAGAUUAUCCACUUCACGAUCUGUAUUCAUCUACACUGGCAAAGCUUCCUACUCGUCCCGAGUCGCAGCAGAUGGUAUCGUCGUUGCUGGCUUUAGAAACAGCAAAACAGGAAUUGCGACCCAGAAGAUACCGAAAAUUGUUGUAUAAUCCCAUUGACUAUACAGCAGUUCCUCGUCAUAUUCUGACAGCCAAGCCGCCACCACCACCGCCGCCGCCGUAUGCACCUCUACCAUCGCGCUUGCCUAUUCCCAAGCGUAUUGAGCUCAAGAUCUGGUGCGAGCAAGCAGCAACCAACAAGAAUCUUUUACUGUCAGCGAUCAUGUGUUUGCAAUCCAUUAGUGGAACACAGGCAAGUCCAUUGUUUGCAGAGACGGGAGAUUCAAGUAAGCGAAUCCGAGCAGGGAUGCCAUUAGGAGCACGAGUUGAGCUUACUGGAUCGCUCAUGUAUGGAUUUAUUGAUAAGCUUACACAGUGCGUGCUUCCUCGAAUGCGAGAGUUCAAGGGAAUAAGUCCUAUUGGAAACGAUCAAGGCAUGAUGAAGCUUGUUUUGCCAGAAACAGCAGUAGGAUAUUUUCCUGAUAUUGAACCUCAUUUUGAUCAGUAUCCAAGAAUGUUUGAGACGGAUGUGAUGAUGUAUACAACAGGUAAGAAUGACUGGGAGGCAGCAUUGUGCCUGAGUGGGUUUCAGAUACCAUUUAUGGAAGAGAAGCAUGUAGUGGUUGAAUCAGUAGCAGCGGAAACAACAGUGGAUCGAUGGACAGCGAUCCGAGCAGCCAAGACCAAAGAGGAAAGAGCAAGGUUGCACAAGAUUGCAGAAGAAGAAGAGAAGAAGAGUAAGCAGAAAAAUAAAGAAUGAAUAUUGAGAUG